Molecule: messenger RNA, 1280 nt
Organism: Arabidopsis thaliana (thale cress)
Lineage: Eukaryota; Viridiplantae; Streptophyta; Magnoliopsida; Brassicales; Brassicaceae
Gene: ERF10
Product: ERF domain protein 10
Exons: 1
Coding region: 386-1123 (245 amino acids)
Biological process (GO): regulation of DNA-templated transcription
Cellular component (GO): nucleus
Molecular function (GO): DNA binding; DNA-binding transcription factor activity
Source: RefSeq, marked reviewed
CUCAAUUUUUAUGUAUUAUAACUUUUGUAUCAAAGAAUACAAUUUUAGAUUCAUCAAGCUUUCUCGAAGUAUAUAUUCGACAUGGAUAAUUUCUAAGUACUUGUUUAUCAGAUUCUCAGAUAAAAUAUGAAAAAGCCCAAAGAUAAUAACCUGUUAAAGCCCAAGCAACAAAUGGCGCAAAACUGCGAGACGCAAGAACGGGGACGUUUAGGUUAAAACAUAAAAAGGCGUCAUAAAACUGUUUUCUCUUUAAGGCGGCGCGUCAGUCAAUCCACGUGGACAUUUCUUUCCACAUUUUUGUCACUUUGUCCUUUUGUGGGAUUACGUCACUUCUAUAAAACAAUAGUUUUGUCCUUUAUCUAAAUUAUUCUCCCCCAACCAAAAUAUGACCACAGAAAAAGAGAAUGUCACUACGGCCGUGGCCGUGAAAGACGGCGGAGAAAAGAGUAAGGAAGUGAGUGACAAGGGCGUAAAGAAGAGAAAGAAUGUAACUAAGGCCCUGGCCGUGAAUGACGGCGGAGAAAAGAGUAAGGAAGUGCGUUACAGGGGUGUAAGGAGGAGACCAUGGGGGAGAUAUGCUGCGGAGAUCCGUGAUCCGGUAAAGAAAAAACGGGUCUGGCUCGGGUCCUUCAACACGGGGGAGGAAGCCGCCAGAGCCUACGACUCCGCUGCCAUAAGGUUUCGAGGAUCGAAAGCUACUACUAACUUCCCUCUAAUCGGAUACUAUGGGAUUUCUUCGGCGACGCCGGUGAACAACAACCUUUCCGAGACGGUGAGUGAUGGAAAUGCCAACCUCCCUCUCGUUGGAGACGAUGGGAAUGCUUUGGCUUCUCCGGUGAACAACACCCUUUCCGAAACGGCGCGUGAUGGAACACUUCCAUCGGAUUGUCACGACAUGUUAUCUCCGGGGGUGGCUGAAGCGGUUGCUGGAUUUUUCUUAGAUCUGCCUGAAGUUAUUGCGUUGAAAGAGGAGCUUGAUCGAGUUUGUCCUGACCAGUUUGAGUCCAUUGAUAUGGGGUUGACUAUUGGUCCUCAAACCGCCGUGGAAGAGCCUGAGACUUCCUCCGCCGUGGAUUGUAAGCUGCGAAUGGAACCGGAUCUUGACCUCAACGCAAGUCCCUAAAGAUUGAUCUGAUGUUGUUGUCCUUGAAUAAGUUUGUUAUCUUGUCGCUCUUCUGAUUGUCUGUACUUCUAUUGGUUGAUUCGUGCUUUUGGAGGACAAAACAAACAUUUUUUUAUGUAUUAAAAAAAGGUAAUUGAACUAUUAUCGUAUCAUAACC